UUGCCAUGUUUUAUUACUCUGCAUGAGCUUUACCCUUUUUAAUACUGCUGAAUUCUCUAGAGCUUCUAUGUAUAAUAACCAGGGGAAUUUUCAAUUCUUCUGUGAGCUUGAGAGGGAGACGGAGCUUUGUUCUGAAUCCAAAUAUUCAAAAAGUGCAUUUUGACUCUUCUUGCCAAACCUGUAAAAAUGGAAGCAGGAUUGCCUGGAAAAGACAUGCGAAGGUCGAUCAGGGGCAACUACCAGAAUAGGAGGAUGAGUUUUGCAUCUCCCACAUGGAGUUGGGACUCGCUGAGUGUUCAGGCGUCAUUUUCAAUUCCAGGAGGGGAAGCUUUUGAUAGGAGUAGCAGAGAAUAUGAUGAGGAGGAGCUAAUGUGGGCUGCUAUUGAGAGGCUUCCAACUUUCAGUGGGUCGAGGAAGGGAAUUUUGAGGCCAGUUUCAAAAACUGGAAGAGUUUUUCAUAAAGAGGUUGAUGCUGCCAAUCUUGGAAUGCAAGAUAAAAGACUACUCAUGGAAAGUACUCUUAAAGUUGUGGAAGAUGAUAAUGAGCGGUUUCUUCAAAGUAUCAGAGAUCGUAUUGAUAGGGUUGGAAUCGAUAUUCCUAAGAUUGAAGUUCGAUUUGAGCAUUUGGCAAUUGAGGGAGAUGCUUAUGUAGGAUCUAGGGCGCUUCCUACCCUGCUGAAUGCUACCUUGAAUGUAAUAGAGAAGCAUCAUGAGAAGCAUGAUCUCAGUGCCAUCCCAGUGCAAGGCAACUUAGGCAGUGGCUUAGGGCCCAUUUGA
Ilex paraguariensis (yerba mate) is the source of this 777-nucleotide messenger RNA. NCBI's taxonomy places the organism in Eukaryota, Viridiplantae, Streptophyta, Magnoliopsida, Aquifoliales, Aquifoliaceae. The record is from the annotation of a GenBank genome assembly.